GGGCGGGGGCGGUGGCGGCGGCCGCGGAGGCCGCAUCCCCGGCCGGGCCAGGGAAGGGGUGACCGAGGGCGGGGCGGCACCGGCGGCCGGCGGGGCGCCUCAGGCGUCGCGUCCACCGGCCCGGCCGCUCGCGCUCCCCUGGGUCUGCGGGGCCCGCGCCGGCCCGCGCCCAUGGCGGCGUCGGCGGCUCUGUCGGCGGCGGCGGCGGCGGCGGCCCUGUCGGGCCUGGCGGUGCGGCUGUCGCGCUCGGCGGCGGCCCGCGGCUCGUACGGCGCCUUCUGCAAGGGGCUCACGCGCACGCUGAUCACCUUCUUCGACCUGGCCUGGCGGCUGCGCAUGAACUUCCCCUACUUCUACGUGGUGGCCUCGGUGAUGCUCAACGUCCGCCUGCAGGUGCGGAUCGAGUGAGCGGGCGCCGCCGCAGCCCCGGCCGGAGGGUCCCGCGCGCCGGGCCGCGCCGGGCAGGGGCGCCGGCAUGGAGGACGGCCGGCGGGACGCGGCGGGGGCAGGCGGCCGGGCGGCCCGGGCCGCCGGGCCCUAGACCUGCGCGGGAGGACGCCGGCCAGCCGGCCGCCGAGCCACCCGGCCCGGCCCCGGCCACGAGCCGCCCGCCCCCCCCACCCCCCCCCGCCCGCGGCGCGGCCGGUGACCUAUUGCACAGAAACUCUGCAAAGGGGCCCUUUGCGUCGGGCUCGAGAAGAAAGAGAAAAGAACCAAACCCGGUUGGAGUGCGGCCGACCUGUUGCCUCCCGUCGGCCAGAGCCCGGGAAGCAGCAAGGAAACAUUCCGCAGCAGGGGCUUGACUGGCCCGGGUCCGCCAGGAACCGGGGUUUGUAGGUGGUGACCCACCCCUUCCGUGGCCUUGUCAAGAGACUCAAAUCCGUGCCCAGGGGCCGCCCCUGGCCCCGGAGCUGCCCGGGGAGCAGCUGGGCAAAGGGCCUGGCCCAGGAGGAGAGAAAGGACCUUCCAGGCCGAGGCCCCGAGGGCUGGGGUAGCCAGUGGUCCCGUUCUGGCGUGGGGAAGGACGCCACCCUGUCACCUCAGCUCUGCAUCUCCUAGCAACACUUUGAGGGCCUUCUGUUCUCCCCACCUGAUGCUUGGAAAAGCUGGCUCUGGGACAGGGAGAGACGUGUCCUUGUCCUACAGAUAAGAAGGGGUGGGGCUGAAUCUGAGAACACCUGGCACAGGUGGGGUGGGGAAGGGGAGCUCAAGGCCCCCCCGGGGGACCUAGGGGGAGAGAGAGAGAGAGAGAGGUGCAGGGUAGGGAAUGUGGGGAACUGGCUUUUCUUGGAGUGGUGUGGGAGGUCACAGGGAAGACCGUCAGCGCUGAGAUGGACACAGGAGAGAGUCCUAGAACGCCUUGCGGAGUGGAGGUCUUUACCCACAGAGCCUGGCCUCCCCUGCCGCCCCACCCCAGGCUGGACCAAGGGCUCCUCGGCAGUUGAGUGGGACAAGCCUCUCAGUUUGGGUGGCAGGGUGGGGGUGGCAGGGGGUGGCGUGGCUGCUGGGGACAGGACGGAACCAGGAGGGUGAAGGGAUGAACCUGGGAUGGGGCUGGGACCCGGCACGACCCCAUCUGUCUGUCCCCAGGCUCGCGCCCCCCUCCCCAGCCCCAAGCCCAGGAUCCCACAGGAGAACCUCCUCUGGAUGGGCUUGAAUUGGCCCUGGAGGCCCCCGGUGUACAGCUCCCUGACGCACCAGGAUGGCCAGGCGUGGUUCCCGAGGCGGGCCAGGAAGGACCCCGGUCCCACAGCCACUCUGUCACUGGUUGCUCUCGGCUCCCAGGCUCCGAAUUCCUGGGCCUGAAACCCCAAGCAGGCUGGCCAGCCCCAGGGACACGGUGGCCCAGUGUCACACCUCCUGGCCUCCUCAGCCGCCACGCUGGAGGCCGGGUCCUGAGUGAAGAGUUGUGCCCGCCUCACCCCGGGGACCGAGGCCAGAUGAGGCCGCCAUGUGUUGUCCCCUGCAGCUUCCCACAGACAGGGUGUGAUGGCUUCCCGCCUUGUGCCAAGUGUCCUGGGAUCCCCGGUCCCGGUGGCGCCUCCUGUACCCCAACCCUUUCCACCCAGGACCACUUCUGGGAGCCUGCCGGCCUGCCGACUCCAUCCACAGAUGUCCGGGGACAGCGUGUGAGAGCCACGUGGGGCCUCCUUGGGGCUGAUCCACAGAUGUGCCCCUUGCAAGGCCCCGUCUCACCCUCGGGGUGACCUGCUCCCCAGCUGCGGCCUUGUGGCUCAGCUGGAGCUGCCUGGGGCCUGUGACACCUCUUGCCCACAGGGAGAGGGGUGGGGGGAGCCUCAGGGCCCUGGCCCGAGACGCCUGCCCCGCGGGGCGCCCCAGCCAGUGCCUGCCCCGCCCCGGGGGCCCGGAAGUCUCCGCACAGCCCCCGAGCGACUGGGCAGGGGCUGCCCUUCUUCGGCCUGUGGUCCUGCCUCUGCUUUUCUGACCGGUUUGGCCUUGAGUAGGUAGCGAGCUUCUCCCCAGCCCCCACCUUCCCUCUGCCCGCACUGGGCCCUGGCUGCCUGACAGGCUCUCGAUGCACUUUAUUUAUUUGCAGUCUGUUUUCCAGGCAGCAGAGCUUCUACAGAAUCCGAGACCCGGGCUGGAGAUGACUGUCACUUUGCUGUGUGUGAUUAACUGUACUGGUCAGCACCUGCUGCUCAGAGCACGGUCUCGUUCCCGGUGUUGUCAGAUCUUGUCACUCUAAGUUAAAAAAACAAACCCUCCCUGAGUUCAAUAAAGUAAAAGAAAACUGGA
Mirounga angustirostris (Northern elephant seal) is the source of this 2757-nucleotide messenger RNA. Its product is annotated as small integral membrane protein 10-like protein 2A. Lineage: Eukaryota; Metazoa; Chordata; Mammalia; Carnivora; Phocidae. The transcript has 2 exons. The record is from RefSeq and is a predicted model, not a curated record. The coding region runs from base 172 to 408 and encodes 78 amino acids.